AUGGGAGCAAUCAUCCUGCGGCCCAUAAACGAAAUUGUGUCCGCACUCAUUUUCCAUCGGGCCUAUCGCAUCUGCAGCAGUGAUGACUCACUUAAGAAAGAAUUGGCCUACUUACAUCGGUUAUUCCGCUCCAACGGAUAUCCUGCCAGUUUCGUAAAGAACUGUCUCAGACGCCAGAGACAACUACCAAACCCCGAGUCUCAUGAAGAUAGAGCGUCGCAGAAAUUCUGUUCACUGCCGUACAUUCAGGGAAUCUCUGAAGCACUCUCCCGGCAGCUAAAACGCUUUGGCAUCUCCAUUGCACAUAGGCCCGCAUCUUCUCUCCGCGAGGCAUUAUGCCGGGUAAAGGACCCGGUGCCCAAGGAACAAAUAACUAACGUCAUCUACCGCAUACCGUGCGCCAACUGCCCUUGUGUUUUUAUUGGCCAUACAGGCCGAUGUCUUGGGACUCGCAUUAACGAACACAAGUUAGCCCUCCGCCGACUUGAUCCUCUGUCCCUCGUGUUUGCGCACGCCCUUGAGCAGGACCAACGCCUCAUUUGGGACGGUACUGAAGUGAUCGCAAAGGCUUACACCAGACAGACGCGAGAAUUCCUCGAAGCUUGGCAUUCUGGCACGACCAGCAUCAACAUCCACGUCGAUCUAGACGCUCACUACGAGGGCUUACGUACACGCUCACUGUCUUGUUCCCACGCCCCACCAACUGCUAACCCCCACUCGGCCACAUAG
Messenger RNA from Spirometra erinaceieuropaei, 729 nucleotides. NCBI's taxonomy places the organism in Eukaryota, Metazoa, Platyhelminthes, Cestoda, Diphyllobothriidea, Diphyllobothriidae. The record is from the annotation of a GenBank genome assembly.